UGAAAGAUGGAGUCUCAGAUCAAGCACGCAGUGGUGGUGAAAGUGAUGGGGAGAACUGGAUCCAGAGGGCAGGUGACACAAGUGAGAGUGAAAUUUCUCGAUGACCAGAACCGUUUCAUCAUGAGAAACGUCAAGGGACCUGUCAGAGAGGGUGAUGUUCUUACCUUGCUCGAGUCUGAGAGGGAGGCUAGAAGGUUGCGUUGAUUUCACCUAUUUUCUAUAUUCACAAGUUCGUGUUUCAAUUUUUCUGUUAUGUGGUACUCGUUUUUGAGACUUGUUUGAGUGCGAGACUUGGUAAUGUUAAAUGUAUGACAUUUGCGUUUACAAGUAAACUUUUGAUCUGACUAGUCAUGGUAGAAGGUUUUACUUCCAGCUUAUGACCUGUGUCGUCAGAUUUUGAAUGGAGAUUUCAUCAAUUCUGCAAUUGUUUAUGA
Cynara cardunculus var. scolymus (artichoke) is the source of this 434-nucleotide messenger RNA. Its product is annotated as 40S ribosomal protein S28-2. Lineage: Eukaryota; Viridiplantae; Streptophyta; Magnoliopsida; Asterales; Asteraceae. The record is from RefSeq and is a predicted model, not a curated record. Gene Ontology annotation, molecular function: structural constituent of ribosome. Bases 7 to 204 code for a protein of 65 amino acids. The transcript has a single exon. Gene Ontology annotation, cellular component: cytosolic small ribosomal subunit; ribosome. Gene Ontology annotation, biological process: translation; maturation of SSU-rRNA; ribosomal small subunit assembly.